AUGGCGGCAAAUGGGAUGGGGAAAAAAUUGCCUUCGUAUCAUGCAGCAAAUGGAGGCAUUAUGAAGCUUAAAUCCUCUUCUUUUUCUGGGUACUAUGUGAGUCUUCUCCUACAAGUGAUGACAUCAACUUCAGAAAAUAGGACAGUAACCACACCCAUGGGACACUUGGCUACUGUAGGAGGACAUGCUGAGCUCAGCUGCCAGUUGUCCCCACCAUGAAGUACAGAGCACAUGGAGGUGCACUGGUUCAGAGGUGACCACUCCAAACUCGUUCACCUAUACAGAGACGGGCAUGAGCUGAAUGGAGAAGCUGCCCCAGAAUAUGUGGAUCACACAGAGUUUGUAAAAGAGGCCAUUGGGAAGGGCAAAGUGACUCUCAGACUUCGUAAUAUCAGUGUUUCUGAUAAAGGAUCAUACCAGUGUUCAUUUAAAGGUAGUGGCAUCAAUGAUGUGGCCAGCAUGAAUCUGAGUGUAACAGCACUAGGCUUGGAAACACAAAUCCUUGUUCAGAUUCCUGGCACUUAGGGACUCAUGGUGGAGUGUAACUCAGGAGGGUGGUGCCCACAGCUUCAGAUGGAGUGGAGAGACAACAGAGGAGAGGUAGUUCCACAUUCAUCAAAAUUCUAUUCCCAGGAUGGAGCCAGAUUUUUUCACAUGAAGAUGACUCUUGUCCUUAGAAACCAGUCACAGGGCAAUAUGACUUGCUACAUUCACAACCCUCUAACAGGUGAAGAGAAAAGAACAAAUGUCAUUCUAGCUGGUAGUGUUGAUGGAAUUACUGAUGGAUUGAAUGUGUGA
This is a messenger RNA of Balaenoptera ricei (Rice's whale), 798 nucleotides long. RefSeq names its product selection and upkeep of intraepithelial T-cells protein 8-like. The record is from RefSeq and is a predicted model, not a curated record. Gene Ontology annotation, cellular component: external side of plasma membrane. The transcript is spliced from 5 exons. Gene Ontology annotation, biological process: T cell receptor signaling pathway; regulation of cytokine production. Gene Ontology annotation, molecular function: signaling receptor binding. Lineage: Eukaryota; Metazoa; Chordata; Mammalia; Artiodactyla; Balaenopteridae.